Molecule: messenger RNA, 6196 nt
Organism: Maylandia zebra (zebra mbuna)
Lineage: Eukaryota; Metazoa; Chordata; Actinopteri; Cichliformes; Cichlidae
Gene: usp20
Product: ubiquitin specific peptidase 20
Biological process (GO): protein deubiquitination
Molecular function (GO): cysteine-type deubiquitinase activity; zinc ion binding
Source: RefSeq, a predicted model, not a curated record
UUUACGAAAUCGAAGCGCACUUUGCGGUUUAUGAAUCUGAAUGUAUCUAUAUAUACAAAUAAAAUAGUUAUGAAUCAAAUGUUAAUCAGGAAACAGAUCUAUUAUUAAAAAAGAAGAGAGCCUUCAUUUUCAUCAGCGGAACUGAAUUUGCAUGUGCUGACCUAACGGUGGCCGGGGCUGACGUCUCCUCCUUCAGCCUGACGUCGUCCCCAGUGGUCGUGCGUGCCGUGCCGGGCCUCUCUGCAGAUGGAGGUGGCGCGGGGGAGGUUGUUUGGGGAUGGUUUGCCGGGAUAUCGCGUCACCUCCUCGGUGUCUUGCUAGCAUACUGUCACCUGCUCGCAUUCAGCACGAGCUGUUUGCACGGACAUGAAAAGUAAGAUUUCGGGUCGCGGUAGCCGCUCCUGUUUGUGAGCCCUUUGUAAAGCACGUCGCUGCGGGCCAGGAGAUGUUUCGUGAGCUUUGGUGGGUAAACAGAAGGCCUUUACCUUUGCAGGGUUGACAGCUUCUGUUUAGGGGCUUGUUGUCUUCGCGGUAAUGACAGACUACAGCUGCUGCUGCAUCUGCUUUUGAGCUAUCAGCCAGAGACGAGACGUCCACCAGAAGAAGAUAGUUGGUAACUAUGGCUGAACAAGACGUUUGCCUCCACCUCGAUUCAAUAGGCGAGGUGACAAAGGAGGACCUUCUGCAGAAGUCUAAGGGAACUUGUCAGUCAUGUGGAGCUGGUGGUCCAAACCUGUGGGCCUGUCUACAGAAUGACUGCCCGUAUGUCGGGUGCGGAGAGUCCUACUCUGAUCACAGCACCCUGCAUGCACAGGCUAAGAAGCACAACCUUACCGUGAAUCUGACAACGUUCAGGAUCUGGUGUUAUGUGUGUGAGCGAGAGGUGUUUCUGGAGCACAGGCCGGCCCUGGUGCCCGUAGCUGCUGCAGCACACCUCUGUAAAGCUACAGAGCAGGAAACCUCUCCCCAGACAGUUGGUCACCCACUCAAAGCGGUACCGAUUGCUGUGGCCGAAGAAGAAGGCUCAGAGUCAGAAGAGGAUGAGCUUAAACCCAGAGGGUUGACAGGAAUGAAAAACAUUGGAAAUUCCUGCUACAUGAACGCAGCUCUUCAAGCCCUGUCCAACUGCCCUCCUCUCACUCAGUUUUUUCUGGACUGCGGUGGAUUGGUAAGGACUGACAAGAAGCCUGCUUUGUGUAAGAGCUACCAGAAACUCAUCUCAGAACUCUGGCAUAAAAAACGGCCCAGCUAUGUUGUCCCUACCAGCCUGUCCCACGGCAUCAAACUGGUGAACCCCAUGUUUCGUGGUUACGCUCAGCAGGACACUCAGGAGUUCUUGCGCUGUCUGAUGGACCAGCUACACGAAGAGCUGAAGGAGCCUCUGUCGGAGUGUAGCGUGGGCUACGACGGGAGCGACGGGGAGGACAGAAGAGACGGAGACCGCUCCCCCUCUGAGGAUGAGUUCCUUUCCUGUGACUCUGGCUCCAGUAGUGACCGAGGGGAGGGAGGAGGGGUGGGUGACAGCGAGCUGCUCAUCCAGGAUGAGUGUGAUGGGAUACGGUCACCGGCAGGUGGAAUGGGGGACGUCAGUAGUGGUACAGUGAUCUCUGAGAAGGAGAGGCUUAAAGAAAGGAGGUUACCCGGCUCCCCGCUCCAUGGAGGCUCACAAGAGAUGGAUGAAGAUGCUGAUGUGGACACAGCAGUUGAGGAAGGGUUUCCAGAAAGGAGGGCGGAGGAUGAAGAGGAGCCUGCAGCCCCAAACACAGAAGUCCAAAGUCAGGAAAACCAUCAGACGUCUAACACAGGGCAAAGUCAAGUCCCGAGCAACAACAGCUCAGAGCCAGACAAUGAAGCAUCGAUGACCCAGCCCCAGUCCACUCCCUGCAGUCCUGUGCGCACCCUUCAAGAGCUGCAUCCCAAACUGUCCUCCAGUCCCCCCCGGUCCAGCCCUCUCCGCUCUUCAGGACCUGCAUACUCCUUCAAAAAAGCUCAGCUGCUGCUCAGUGCCAGGAAGAAAAAACAGUCUCACUAUCGCAGUGUGAUCUCGGACAUCUUUGAUGGUUCGAUCCUCAGUCUAGUCCAGUGUUUGACCUGUGACAGGGUCUCAACUACAGUGGAAACCUUCCAGGACUUAUCCCUCCCUAUUCCUGGUAAAGAAGACCUAGCAAAGCUCCAUUCAUCCAUCCAUCAGAACCUGCCGGUGAAGACUGGUGUGUGCCCUGACACUUACGGCUCGCAGGGGUGGAUCUCCUACAUCAUGGACUCCAUACGGCGGUUUGUAGUCUCAUGUAUCCCCAGUUGGUUUUGGGGGCCCAUGGUAACACUAGAGGACUGCCUUGCUGCUUUUUUUGCUGCAGAUGAACUCAAAGGGGAUAACAUGUACAGCUGUGAGAGAUGUAAAAAGUUGAGAAAUGGUGUCAAAUACUGCAAAGUGCUUAGACUUCCAGAGAUUCUGUGCAUUCACCUGAAACGUUUUCGGCACGAGGUCAUGUAUUCGUUCAAGAUAAGCAGCCACGUGUCCUUCCCGCUCGAGGGCCUCGACAUGCGACCUUUCCUGGCUAAAGAGAGUCCAUCGCAAGUUACCACUUACGACUUGCUGUCAGUCAUUUGCCACCAUGGCACUGCAGGAAGUGGGCACUACAUAGCUUACUGUCAGAAUGUAAUCAACGGCCAGUGGUAUGAGUUUGAUGACCAGUAUGUUACCGAAGUCCAUGAGACGGUGGUGCAGAACGCAGAGGCUUAUGUGUUGUUCUAUAGGAAAAGUAGCGAGGAGGCUGUGAGAGAGAGGCAGAAGGUGGUGGCUCUGGCCAAUAUGAAGGAGCCCAGCCUGCUGCAGUUUUACAUCUCCAGAGAAUGGCUCAACAAGUUCAACACCUUCGCUGAGCCAGGCCCCAUCAGCAACCACACGUUUCUUUGUCAACAUGGCGGGAUCCCUCCUAAUAAAUACCACUACAUAGAUGAUCUGGUUGUGAUUGUUCCCCAGAACGUGUGGGAAUACCUUUACAACAGCUUCGGAGGUGGCCCAGCAGUCAACCACCUCUACAUGUGUGCAAUCUGUCAGGUGGAGAUUGAAGCUCUAGCUAAACGCAGAAAAACAGAAAUUGACACCUUCAUCAAGCUGAACAAAGAGUUUCAAGCUGAGGAGGCUCCAACAGUGAUCCUGUGUAUCAGCAUGCAGUGGUUCAGAGAGUGGGAGAGCUUUGUGAAGGGCAAAGACAAUGAGCCACCCGGUCCCAUCGACAACAGUAAAAUCGGUGUUAUGAAAGGAGGACAUAUACAGCUAAAGCAAGGUGCAGACUAUGGUCAGAUCUCAGAGGAGACUUGGCAGUACUUGUUGGGAAUUUAUGGCGGAGGCCCUGAGAUUGCAGUGAGACAGACGGUGGCCCCGGCUGACCCCGACACCCUUCACGGAGAGAGGAAGAUUGAGGCAGAGACGAGAGCACUUUGAGAUAAAGAGAGGAAGCUGAGGAAUUUGCACCACGGUGAAGAAGCCCCAUCUUGAGCACUUUGUAAAUGUAGCAGCAUGUUAUUCUGAAGCCAUGUUGCAGCAAGAGAAAACGCUACCUAAAAACAACACGGUUUAUUUGUUGGAUAACUUUGAUCCUUAAUGUUGAGGUGUACAAAUAAGAUGUUGUCACAUCCCUGGAGCUGUUUUUGGUAGCUGUGGUGUCUCAGUGGCCGCUGUAGUGACAUGGUGUUGUAUAAUGCUAAACGGGCAGAUGGCUGCAAAUAUUACAAGACGAAAUGCUGCGGAGAAUAGAAUUACAGUGUGUUGCUUUUGAGGACUUCUCUUCUUCCCUGGAAGCAAACCCAGAGACAUUAACAGUGCUUUUUGUUAUUUAGUUACAUAUCAGCAGGUACGGCCAUGACGAGAGGGAUGUCAGAUAAAUCACAGUCGGACACUUUGAUCUUUAAAGGGGACAUAUUAUGCAUAUCUACUUUGUUUUUCCACAAAAGAUGGCAAAAGAGCAUCUCUAGAGAUAUUGCAUGUAGUUACAUACAGGCCCCACUGGUGAAUAGAUGCACCUGAAUACAACAGACCUGCCCCGGUGUACAUUUCUGUGUUUUCAUGUCACCUUUAAUGCUUUAGUCCAAGCUCAGCUCGGUCCUUUACGUCUCUUUGCAUCUCUCCUCAUCGCACCCUGUACUGCAUUUCAGCACGUUUAAAAUCCCACUACAGCUGACCUCAUUUACAUAAUCUUCAGUUUUUGUUUACAGACAAUGAAAUGAGUGUGAAAUAUGAAGACACAAACUACAACCUGGCUUGUAACCUGUCGCCAGUUAUGAGCCAGUUUUUAAAGCUGCAUUGCUAAAGUUUCAGUUUUUGAAUUGAUCCAUGGUUCAUAAUCAUGAGCUCAAAUCAGUGGUUGUUUGUGAUUGCUUUGUGUUGCAUGUAAAAUGAUCACACUGAGAAUGAUAGAAACAUCAGAGUCUCUCAUUCACGUCUAUGUGGCACACUGUGCUGUACUGCUCUCACUGGGUGGUGCUUUCGGCUGCUCCCGUGUGUGUCUUACAGACCACUUCCUGAAAAGGAGAUUGGGCACCAGCAGCACUUUUAAUUUAAAGCUACAGGCACUGAAAGCGUCUGUUGAAAACUGGGGGUAUAAGCUGAACCUUAAACAUUUCGGGGACAUGUAAAGCCUGCAUCAACAUGUUAAAGUGGUAUAUAAUAUGUCCUCUUUAAAAGCACUCAGGACUGUGGGUCUUUUCAGGUUUGAAUUUGUUUAAAAGGGUUUACAGACUACAAAAAUGCAUGUUCCAAAAGACUUUGGGUAUAAAUGCAUGAAAAAAAAGUUGUUUUUUUUUGUUCUUCUUUGCUCAAGUGAGGACAUUUCACUGACAGGUUGAGUUUUUUUUUAUUUUUUAUUUUUAUACCCCAAACAGACAACCCGUUAUCUUUUUGUGUGCUCAAAAUGAUCGAAGUGUUGACUCGCUUCUGUUUAGUUUAAGCAAGCAGCUAUCAAUACUUAGGAGUUUAUGAAUAUUAACAGAUGGAAAUUUGGAAAUGGGAAUUUUCAUGGGGCAUAAACAGAAAGUUGAGCGUGAGAGAGGAUUAAUGAAGAGAAUCUUGUGCAACAAAACAUCAGAGCUGGUUUUUAUGACGAGAAGAGACAGAAGCUUUUGAUUUCUAAGUGUAAAUUAACUUUGAGAUGCCUGUUAUUACAAUAGACCAUUAUGCAGUAUUUGUUUAAAGGGCAGUAUUAAGUACAAAGUGCUUUUUCCCACCAUCUUCUAAAAAUUUAGCAGAAAUAACACAACAGCUUCACAAACAGAUAUCACAUAUGCCAAAAAAAAAAGAAGAAAAGAAACAUGUCGCACCAAUAAGGUUACUCCUUAUACUGAUUCGGUGUAUGUAUACUUUUUUUUAUUAUUAUUAUUUUGUUUUAUACUACUGUGCAAUGUUUGGACUCCAAUCUGAAGGUGGUAAAUAAAAAAAAAACCUUGUAAAAAUUUAGCAUAAGUAUAAAAUGUUAGAUAUUUUCCUGAAGUGUGCAAUUCAUGUUGCAGAAAUGCAAGAGAGAUAAUUCGAUAACAAAUCUGUAAGAAGCUUAGCUAAGUGAACUUAGUCAUCCUCUUUCUCAUUUCAGAUAAACCACACGCUUGCCUUUUUUGUUCUUUUUAAAAAAUAAAUAAAUAAUAGAACCCUAACCCUUGCCAAACGUCGCCCCAACAUUUUAAGUAGUUAAUGCUUGGCAUUAUUUUAAUAAGCUAAUUCUUUCCCUUUAAUAUAUUAGACUACAUUACAUUAUAUUAGUCUAGUCUACUGUCAGUUAAUAAUAAUCAGGUUUAGAAAUGGUGUUAAUGAGCUAUUACAUGCUUCUUCUUUUUUUUGUCAAUUUACAUGACAUGAAGUCUCCAUAGGUGUUUUUCAUAAAGUGUCAGUGCAUAUACAUUGCUUUUAAAUCUCUAUUUUAUCAGUAAUCAUUAAGGGAGAAAUUAUAUGUAUUAGACUGGCAGUGAAAAACCUCCAGAAGUAGACUGUGGGUAAAUGUUGCAACUCAGCUGAUGCCGGUUUAAAAGUAGCUAGAAGUACUUUGAUAACGAAAUUUUCAGGGCCAAAUGACUGAAAAUAAUAGUGAGGGCUUAUUUAAUCUUUUAUGUAAGAUGAAGGUGCAAAGUGGUGUUUGUUCCAGAGUGUUCCCCGUUCUGUGUCAUUUGCUUUUUUUUAAAAAAUAAAAAAUUCCUCUAAGUGAAA